CGGCUGAGGCAGCGCAAGAUGCGGGCCCGAGAGAAUCGCCAGAAUGCCGAGGAUCAGCGCAGCAUUGUGGGAAGCAUUGGAUACAUUGCUGGAAACAUGGGCUACAUGGAGGGGAAUCUGAGUGCCAUCGAUUAUUCGUACGGUGGAGCAGCCACCCACUAUCCACUGUGGAAGCCGCAUUUCCCACGCGGCGAGGCUCCGCCUCCGUAUGAGGAGGCAGUGGCCAUCUCCCAGGCAGAGGCGCUAAGUGCCCAGUGCGUGGUCAGCCUGCCGGCCAGCUCGCAGCGUGCCGUCGCGAGCGUUAGCCAGCAGCAGCAGCUACAGCAACAGCAGCAACAGGCGCUCCAAGCGCACCAGGCCCACCUUCAACAGCACACGCUCCAGCUGCACACUCAGCCGCAGCAGCAUCAUGCCCCGUACGCCCAGCAAUUGGUGCCCCAUCCGCAGCACGCCCAUCAGAUGGCCGCCGCCGCCGCUGCAGCGGCCGGAGGUGGCUCAGUUCUGCCACAGUCCAACCAGUACACGCAGAGCACCACGAAUCUGAUCAACAUCAAUAUCAAUAGCGGGGGCGUGACCACCAUAGCCACAGGCGAGAACCACCAGCCACCAUAUAGCCUUCAGAGCGAGCAGCAGCACAGCCUCGAACAGCAGCAGCAGCAGCAACACCACCACCAGCAACAGCUCCAGCUGCAACAUCAGCAACAAUUGGCCCAGGCUCAGGUCAGCAAUGGUUCCAUCUGCCUACAGACAAUGCCCAAACCCAGUGGGGGUGGGAGCAGCGAGUGCAGCUACAAGAACUGUCAUUUGAACAUCAGCGCCAGCGUCACCACGGCGGCUGCCACCAGUAGCUCUGCUUCCUACACGGCGUCACGCAGGACAACGCCACGCGGCUCCCAGGAACUGCUCCAUCAGUUGCCGCAACAGCAGCAGCUGCAGCAGCAGCAAACGCAACAACAGCAGUAUCUCACGGUGGCCGAUGUGGAGAUCAAUGCCAGUGCCAGUGCAGCCAGCUAUCAUUCCCUCCCCGCCAGCAGCGAACUUCUGGCCACGCCCACGCAUGCCCAAGUCUUGCAGCAUCAACAACAGCAGCAGCAGCAGCAGCAACAGCAACAGCAACACCAUCAACAGAUGCUGGCAGCUGCCAUGUCCGCGCCUUCCAUGGAGAUAUUGCAGCCUUUAGAAAUAUCAACCAUUUCAGCGGGUCCUGCCUGUAGCACAGCGGACCAGGCCACGCAGCUGCCGUUGCAUGCGACGCUCAAGGCACAGCAGCAGCAGCACCAACAACAGCAACAACAGCAACAGCAACAACAGCAACAGCAACAACAGCAGCAGCAGCUCAGUCUGGUGUCCGGGUCGAGCAAUAAGACACCCUCGAGCUCACGUCGCUACCAUCGCACUAUUCCCCGAUACUUUGCCGUGGCCGAUCCGCUGCAGGUGAAUGUUAGCAGCAAGUCCAAGAGCAGCAGCAGCAGUAACAGCAACAGCAGUGAGGUGGCAGCCAGCAGCAAGGCCAGCAAGAAGCCGAUGUGCCAGUGCCCCAUCCAGCAUGUGCCCAUGUCCUAUAUGGGCAGCACGGCCAAUGCCAAUGCCUUUCUCAGUGGAGCCGGCAAGCUGUUCAGCAACUCGAGCAGCAAUUCCAGCCCCACUUGCUCCCUGUCGCCCGGGGCGGCAGUUGGGGGCGGUGGCAGUGUCCGGCAUGCUGGCACUCUGGCAUACGGCCAGCGGGCCAAGUCCUCGACGAAUCUGCAGCAACAUGCUCAGGAUCUCAUAACGGCUGCAGGCGUUGGCACCCUCAAGCGCAGUGGGGGGGCAGCAUGCGGACAUGAGCUGAAGAUUGCCACCAUCUCAAAGCAGGUGGGCGAUGAGACGCAGACGCAUCAUCAUCCACAUGUCAGCGGCAGUUCGGGUGGCUCCAGUGGCGGUGUGAAUGUCUCGGCCAUCAUACCACCGCCGCCACUGCAACAUGCCGAGGAUGUGUCUGCACCGCCCAUCGUGUUGGGUCGCGUCCAGAAGCGUUCCUCAUCGUCCAGCAAUUCGGGGGAGCUGCGGGGUCGCAGCACAAAUGGCAGCGGGAGUGCAGCCGGACGCAGUGCAUCCAGCAGCAGUAGCGGUGGCGGUGGGGCCGCCGAUGUGCUCUCCAGCGCCUACUUGAAUCGAAAGGUUGAUGCCUACUUGAGUUUGACACAGAAACAGCAGCAACAUUUCUUUAACCAACAACAACAGCAACAGCAGAAGCAGCAACAAAAGAAACAACAACAACAGCAACAUCCCGAUCAAAGCAAUCCAACUUUACCACCGAAACUCUACAAAAGCCUAACGAAUUUAAAAAGCGCCACAGUCACAAAAACAUCACCGGCGCUGGCUCCUACAUCCUCCUCCUCCUCGUCGAACAACAACAGCGUGGCCACAAUCUAUACGCUGAGCAAGCCCGGCGGCGCCAGCUCGAGUGUCCAGCGGAAAGAGCAAACCACACCCACACUGACACUGCCGCCGGCAAGUCCCAACGCAGCCAGUUCCGGGGAGAAGCUGCUGCUGGCCAGCGGCAAGAUCAACUCGAGCACAUUCUAUCCACUGGCCAAUCACGUGACCUACACCCUGCCCAAGCACAUCAGCGGCAAGGUGUCGCUAAACAGCACCAUCAACAGUGUGGUCAGCAAGGUGCCAUCGGUGAUCAGCAUACCGCCGGUGGAGAACAACAAUGCUGCAGGGGGAGGGCAGGGUACGGCUGCAACCACUGCUGUUACAUCCAAAAGCACAACACUGCCAAAGAUAUUGCGUGUAAAGCGCGACACAGGAACGGGGACGGGCACGGGCACGAGUCCGGCUAUCGCCCAUUGCCAGAUGCCGAAUUAUCCGUUGGCGGCGUCCAAGAGCAGCGCCAGCGGCGUACGAUCGGCAACGGCAUCGGCAUCUACAACACCGAGCAAGCAAUUGCCCGUUUGCACCACCUCGAAGAACUGUUUAAAUCCCAAGGAGCACUUCCUGCCCAACGACACCAGCCUGGACGAUGACUAUCUGAGCGAGUGCGAGAACUGCAAGAUAGCGCAGAGUGCCAAAUACUAUCUGGAUGCGGAGAUGAGUGGCGGCGGCUCAUCAGCCUCCCCGCAAGAGACCAUGACGCUGCAGCGUAAAUCGCUCGAAGAGACCAAAGAAGAGCCGCACGACAGUUACUAUCGGAGUUCGCAUACGCUGCCCAGCAAUGCCAAGAAGCAUGGAUCUUCUAGCAAGAAUAACAAUCGAGAGCCGUGGCAAUUCUCAACGAUUCCCGCUGCCAGCUCAUCGGACGAGGAUGUCAACGAAUGAGAUUUAAGCCAUUUUCUUUAAGGUGCCCCCGGGCCAGAAGAGUGUGCAUCCUAAAGAAAACGUAGGCUACAAAACAACAAUACCCAAAAAUCGCAAAGAGUAAAGCUAAGAGUUAGAUAUCAGCGUACUUGUUGCUGCAUAACUGAAAGAGAUAUCUUGUAUAUAGGCAUACGAAAAUGUACUUAAUCUAAUGCUCACGAAUGUAAUGUAAUGUAUUGUAUAU
Messenger RNA from Drosophila persimilis, 3526 nucleotides. Its product is annotated as protein encore. Gene Ontology annotation, cellular component: membrane. Lineage: Eukaryota; Metazoa; Arthropoda; Insecta; Diptera; Drosophilidae. The transcript has 4 exons. The coding region runs from base 19 to 3303 and encodes 1094 amino acids. The record is from RefSeq and is a predicted model, not a curated record.